This is a messenger RNA of Formica exsecta, 1698 nucleotides long. RefSeq lists its product as uncharacterized. The coding region runs from base 487 to 1038 and encodes 183 amino acids. The record is from RefSeq and is a predicted model, not a curated record. The transcript is spliced from 3 exons. Lineage: Eukaryota; Metazoa; Arthropoda; Insecta; Hymenoptera; Formicidae.
UUUCCGUGCACACAUUCGUACAUUCGUAGUGGUGCAUUUUUUAUAUUCGUGACACAUAUGGCGAGAUACGCCUAUCCAUGAGAACCAACGCGCAGAAAUAGCCAGCGGAAAACGCGCGUGUUUAGUUGCGUGGAGAAGACGGGUGAGCUUUCGUGGUCUAUCGAUUUCGAGUGUACGAGUCGACCUUUUCCGCAAUAUUCUGGAGCUUGCGGAUAAAACUCGUUUCGAGAAGACACGCCCUGUCGCAUCUUUAGAAUGUCCUUUCGUGAUGUGAUCAAAGCAUAUUCGAAACAACCGAUCUCCUUGUAUCGGAGUGUGGGAAAGACGAGAGAGCAGAUCAAAGACUAAAAGCAUGUGCUGUAAAAUGCGUUGGAAAUAAAUGCGCAGUUUAGUGAUGUGUUUAACGUUAAGCGUUGAGAGAGAGUCUGCUUCUUGUCGUACAAUACUUCUCGAAAUCGUAAAUCGAAAAUACAAUUGCCACGAAAGAUGAGCGCCCACAACAUGAUGGCCAGCAUCGGUCGCACCUUGGUUAAUCGCGACAGCAAACCAUCGGCGCCCAACGAGAUACGUUUCGCCGGUGAAGAACGGAAAGACAAGCUCUAUGAGCCUAAGCACAAGCAAAAACUGGUGCGAGUAUUGACAGUAGUCGCAUAUGUCAUAUUCGUCAGCAUGGCUGCCAUACUACUCUCUCUGUAUUACACCUUCGUCUGGAAUCCUAAGGUCCAGGACAGGAAACCGAGGAUCAACAAGUCAGAUUGUGCUAAAUCUCUUCCCGUCAACUCUCUCACGACUCUGUCGAUUUUCAAUGAAACACAGAUCAAAGGGAUGACCGCGAAAUUUAUGACGAUAAAUAAUAAACAGCUGGAGGAAGCGGAUAUAUCGACCACGCAACGACAGAAAGGUCUUUGGGAAAUCUUGACGGAAACCACGGAUAUCGAGGAAACGUCUAUUGAGCUCAUGUCGAUUCCGACAGUACGGGAUUAUCGCAACAAUUUCACUAGCACUGUAAACAUUGACGAUGACGAUAGCGUUACAUAAACAAAUAUUAGAUUUUUAUACUUUCUAACUUGAACGGGAAAAUACAAGCUAAAGGGAAGCUAAACUAGUAAUCGCUAAUAGAGUAUUAACACCUAUUACUAUGUUCAUAAAAAUGUGAUUUUUCCACUUUAAGGACAGAGAAUGUUUCGAAAUUGCAUUGAUUUAAAUUGGCCAAAUGACAAAUCUUAUAAAGAUUAAAAUCACUCUCCGAAACACAGAUAUAAAAGUUAGACACAUAAAUAAUUUAGCAAUGUCUAGUUAUAUGAAUGAUACUGUCGCGAUAAAAUCAACAUACAAUAAUAAUAAAUAAUAAAAUCAUAAGCAAAAUUCAUAUAUUCCAUUGUAAACGAAUCAUCUCUAUUACGAAUUAAUUUUAAUUUUAUGUUAAUUGCUUAACAAUAUAUUUCUAAAUUAAUCUAUAAUAUGAUUAGAUAAUAUGAUUAGAUGUAAUCUUUUGUAAGAGUUAUUUUUCCAAAUUUCUUAUUGCUUGAAAAGUACUUUAGAGAAUAUUUUUGUAUUAUAUUAUUAUAGAAAUGUAGUAAAAUAAUGUAAUUAUAAAAAACAAAUUUAUUAUAAUUCUACUAAUUUAUUGCCGCAAUUGAAAUUCGUCCAAUGUAUCAUAUAAGUUUUAUAUGAUUAAUAAAGGCUAUACACAUUAAA